AUGUCACCUCCGAGCGACACUGAGCAGAAAACUCCUGCCAAGCAGGUUGCUAAAGAAGGGAAAGCUACCAAAACCCCAGAGCCUGCUAUUAUCUCGGCGAACUAUGCACUUGAUUGGGUAGUUUCAGAUCACGUCCCAGCGGGCGACACAAGAUAUGGACAGGAUUUACCUCCAUUCAAACCUCGGUACGGCCCGUUCGGGCAUCCUUACCCGGAGUUCUGGAACACCCCAAAGCACCAGACGCCUGAUCGGGCGACAGCAGACCAGCGUUCCCAGUGUGACAUGAAGGAUGGACAGAACCCGCCAACCUUUGACCCUCGCUACGGCCCUUUCGGCCAUUCCUACUACCCACAUCCUCAUCCAUACCAUAGUUACUUCAGCUUUCCCACCAUACCACCGCCCCCUGCAUGGUACUCUCACGGACCCGGUGCCUGGCACCCUGGCAACUGGCCGCCGGUAAACGGUCGCUAUCCCACUUCUGGAGAGCGGACGCCAAGCGAACAUCUACACGGUGGCCUCAGUCCUCAACAAGGUAAUCAUCACUCAAAGCAACAAAAGUCCCAACAUGAUGAGACCAAGGCUGUUCCUCCUGGGAUUUCUGCGAACAAUACCGAGGUCAAAACAGCAGGAUUGAGCAAUGGACAUUCAGGCUCCGACUCAGGACUUUCCACGCGGCUGAAAGACGUGAAACUCGCAGCAUCAGUACUCGACUUGGAUAGAAACAGUCAAGCCGCUGACCUUGGCAAGCUGGGUGACCCGAUGACUCCUGUCAGCAUGAAAAUUGACAAACCCUCCGGCAACCUUGCACUGCCUGACAACAAGACUGAGAAGCACAACAAAGAGAUCAGCCAUGAAUUGGCUAAACAUGACCAUAGCCAAGCUGAUAAAGUCUCCAACUACACCGGGUUGGGAAGCUCCGUGGAUAUAAGACGGCCAACGGGCUACACGCUUGAUAUGGACCAGUCUCCAGAGCCAGCGGAUCAGCCGCUUGCAUCAGACAUAAGAGGAUCAAUUGGCCCUCCGCAUGACCUUCAUUUGUCGAUGGAUGGAAAGAUGUUCAAGCAAGCGUGGACGGAUGACCCAGCCGUGACAUUGUCCUCCGAGUCAUAUGUCAUAGAGACUGUCCAAGCAUGGCAGGUUUCUGUACAGCCCGCUCGUAACAUUGAUUUCGAGGAGCUAACAAGGGAGCUUGCCAACCGGUCAGAUUGUGAUUUUGACCCUGCGGCUCUCCAAUUUAAGUCACAGAUGGAACCAGGCGACACCAAGACGCACCCCGACAACCCAAGCAACAUGGAUACGAAGAAGGACCGGAAGAUGAAAGCGAUUCUCCAAAGAAGCAUCAAGGAGGAUCGUGCGCGUGUCCCUGCGGUACCCAGGGAAGUGAUGCCGCAAGAGGCGCUGGAACCACAAUUUGCCUGCCACAUGCGCCCGGCCAAGGAGGAGGAUCUGACCAGCGUCGAGAAGAUCUACAACCUGGAACUCAGACAAGGGUUCCAGGCCCGAGACAAAGUACCGCUGCCACACAGGUCUUAUCUUUCGCUUUUAAAGAUGUGUCAAGGCCGGUCAUUGCCAUUCAUUGUGGCUGUGGCUGGAGCCCCUCACGAUGUACGGAACGGGAAAAUUCCCGAGGUCGCAUGGCAGAGCAGGGAGCCGCCGAAAGGAGCCGUACUAGGCUUCAGCUUCUUAUCCCCAUAUUACAGAGGAUUUUUGAAUGAUUUGGAUUCUGCGGGCGACUCAUCGGUUAAACUUGAUGUCAUGAUCCAUCCGGACUAUCGCUCCAUGUUUAUCGGGACCGCGCUGAUCGACAAGAUGUUGCAGCUCAUCUGCCCUCGUUACAAAUACAUGGAUACAUGUCAAUUCGUGGAUGACAGCGCUGUGUCGCUCUACCGUGGAGCGCAUAACUCACUUCACCGCUUCUACCACGUUCACGCCGAUGUCCUUGUGGCUGGCAAAGAUGAUCCGAACGCAAAGCGUUACGACAAGCUUCUCCAGGAUCGAUUUGGCUUCGAGAAGCUUCUCGUCAUCCGUGGGAGUCAUCAACAUAAGAGUGGCAUGCUCGACCUGGUGAGCUAUCACAAGCAGUGUCGCCCUGUUUCCGGAGCAGAGGGUGCGGAGACAGCCGCACCUUGA
Molecule: messenger RNA, 2130 nt
Organism: Pyricularia pennisetigena
Lineage: Eukaryota; Fungi; Ascomycota; Sordariomycetes; Magnaporthales; Pyriculariaceae
Exons: 1
Coding region: 1-2130 (709 amino acids)
Source: RefSeq, a predicted model, not a curated record